AUGGAUUGGGUACCUAAAUUUGAGAAUCUUACAUUAAAUGUCAAUCAACUCAUUGUAAACUAUCUUCAUGAAAUAUCAGACAAAAUGAUAAACAAUUUUAAAAGAAUUGGAUAUGAAUAUCACGGAGCUACUUUUAAAGCAACAAAAAGACAAUUCUGUCUUAUUAAAUCAACAAAACCAACUACACCAGACAUUAUAAAAACUCCAACACCACUUGUAGUAUCAAUAAUAGCAUUGACCACCAACAACCCAACACUUCCAUUUUAUUUAAUCGAGAAGAUUGUCAGAUACUCAUGGAACAGUUAUUAUUGUACUUGUGAAAUUGAAAAUUUGCCUACAGACUAUCAUGAUUAUAUCAAGAAGUCUAAAGAAUUCAUCGUCGCCAGAUCAAAGUGUCCAAUACACAAGGAUAGAGUACCAAAUAUCGAUACAUAUCGUGAAGUUAUACCCAAACAAAUCAAUCAUCUUCGAUAUGGAUUAUCAAUCGCAGGCAAGAGAUUAUUUGAAUAUAUUUCAAAACAUCUUGUCAAGCAAAUGGUAUUCACUUCAGAAGAAUAUUUACCAUUUAAACAUCGACAAUUUGAAAAUCAAUAUUGUCUAAUAACUAUUCUAAAUUACAAAAAUAUACGACUUAGAAAAUUAUACUAUAAUUACAACGACAACCAAUUUCUAUUCCAACAACAACAAGAUGGUGAUAAUGAUGAUCCAAAUAGUUGGCCACUCUUACAAUCAUUGGAAGCAGUAUCAAUCAUCUCAUUUGAUGUCAUUCCAAUAUUGGAUAGAUUACCAAAACUCAGACAUCUUAGAAUCAUUAUCGAGAAUCAGGGAUUGGCAGACCAACAGCAACUUCAAUUGUUUAUUCUUCCAUCUGGCAUUACCAAACUAUCAUUCAUCGAUCAUGGUAUUGCCAAAAUCAGCAAAAACAAUCCACAAAUGGUACUUAGAUGUGAUGUACCAGCUCCAGGUACUCAUGUCAUCACAGAACCUCGAUUUGACACUCUAAGAGAAUUACAUCAGCGGACUUCAGCAGAGCUUAGACAUAGAUGCAGGCAAUUGCGUUUAACAUAUGAAUCGAAUGCAUUUGCAAUCCAAGACAUACUGCGCAAGAACAAGGAAAAGAAGAAAAAGGAGAAACAGUUUACAACAACAAAGAAAAUAAAACAUAACUCGAUGAAUGAUUACAAUCGAGGUGCAUUAGAGUAUGCUCUGCCUUGGCAUAUCGUACAAACAAUAUUGAAACUUGCUUCUCAAUACCAUUUUAUAUGUACAUGUGUCUAUACGGAUGAGUUAAAGAGAACUCUGAAAACGCAUCAAACCAGGGUAAACUCCACCGAACGACGUCAAGAUCAUCAACUCCGAUUCUUACUGCACACCAACAUGAUGUCUCAAAGCGAGGUGAAACAACAGUACUCUGUUCAAGAUCAAUUAUGUCCUCUUCAUCAAUUUAGUCUCGAUCAAGGUUGCGAUCUCGGUAUUGCUUAUCAACCACACUCUGUUCUCGAGAAUCCAUCAUGGUCUCAACAAGCACCACCACGUUAUGAUUGCAGAUGGUUGUGUAGUAUGGCAUUAUUAUGCAAGAGGGUAUUCUCGUUUAUAUCAACAACACUCUUUACUGAUAUUGUGAUGGAUCCGACAGCAGACACAUGGAGUCAUAUCACCAACAACCACUGUAUCAUCAAACAACCAAAGAUACUGACACUUGUAACUCCAUCAUCAUCAUCUGUUGACAAUCAACUCUUCUUCUUUACACAUCCCUCUUCUUCAUCAGCGGCUAAAGAGUUUCUAAAGAAUGUCGAAAAGAUAUACAUCAAUAAUCCACAUAUUGUUGAAAAUGUAUCAACUGUUGAAUCGUUGAUCAACUUGUCGCCAUCACUUCGAUCACUCACUAUCAAUUGUGAUCUUGACCGGAUAGUGUCUAUUAAACUCUUUAAAGGAUCAUUGAAAUCAAUUCCAUCAAUCAAAAUGAAUGUCAUUUUUUUGGAUGGUGGUAUUCAGAUACCCUCUACGAUUGUUCAACCAUUAUCAUGUUUUACAAAGAUUAUUCUUCCCUAUCCAUUUGAUUGGAAUAGUGUAGACGUUGGAGUCAAACAAAAUCUUCAAGUCAUUUCAUUGGAUCAAUACCCAAUCAACCCAAUCGAUUCUUUCCCAGCCCUCAGACACAUACACACCAAACUGGAUAAUCACAUUCAGAAAAAUAACAUUCCAAAAAGAGUUGAUACAAUCACAUAUCUUGAUACCCUUUCAUUGGAUGUGAUAAAUACUCUUUCCAAUUUGAAUAUUUCAACACUACGAGUCAUGCCGUUUGGUUUGGAACAGAUUUUACAGUUAAACAAGAUUACAUCUCUCAAAAAGAUCGUACUAGUCGCAACAAAUAUCAUCUACGGUGAUGUUUGCCAAACAGAAAUCAAUCAUUUUCAUGCAAUGGGAUUUAAUUAUAUUGGUUCAUCAUUCCAAGUCCAAUCAAAAACAAAGAAAUUAACAUUUAUUAAAAAUGAUUAUGAAACAAAUAAUAAUAAUAAUAAUAAUAAUAAUAAUAAUAAUAAUAAUAAUCAAAAGUCUAUCACAACAGUAUCAUCAUCAUUAUCAUCCCCAAUCAACAAUAAUAUUAUUCUACCAAAUAAUAUUAUCAACAAAAUCGUUGGAAUGACAUGGAAAUUAAGAGAACGGUGUACAUGUGUUUAUGAAAAGGAAACGAUUCAAAAAUGGAUUGAAAUUGGAUAUGAUAUUCUUAGAGAUGAUCAAGAACUAGAUAGAUUCAAUCAAAUGAAGAAAAAUUGUCCAACUCAUUUCUCACAACCUACCCAACACCUGUAUAAACCAUUGACAUAUGAUUUGAAAAGUAGUAAUCGAUCUAAACUACAAUUGACACUUAUCAGCAAAGAUGUAUUCGAGUAUGUCACCAAGAAUUGUUUCUCAACAGUCAUGCUUGACUUUUGUGAAAGUGGAAAAGCUUACUCUAGACAUAACCCUUAUUGUGUUGCAUUCAAACACUUUACAACUAUACAAUGUGAUGACACUAUUACCAGACACAGGGAUACUCACAUGGUCCUCCAAACUAUCAAAGACCAUCUACCAUACAUUACCAAAGUAGUUUUAUUUAGUGGGAUCUAUCUACAAAGCAUUAUUAAGCUACUACCCAACCUCACUAGUAUUGAUAUCUCCAAAAAAAACGAUGGAAAUGAUAUAGUGGACAUAAGAAAUCUUCACCAACUCAAACACCUCACUAAAUUGGAUAUAUCUCAUCAUCAAAUAGUGAAGCAAUUAUUGUUGGAUGAAAUCAAAGAUAUGUCUCUCAAAAAACUAUGUAUUGGGUUUGAUAUUAUGCCUCGUGUUGAUCAACUCCCACUCGGAUUAAAACAAUCUAUUACAAAGAUUACCUAUACCUCUGGUCUGGAUCAAUUUCCAAACCUAAAUCAUGUUGUCAUAAACUAUAUGGGUGAUGAUAGACUAGACUAUAAAUUACCAAAUACCGUUACAAAAGUUACAUCGUAUCGCUAUCAAACUGGCUUUCUAGCUCACAACAAAUCUGUCAGAAAACUUAAACUCCAAGGCUAUCCAUUCGGUGACUAUCGCAAACAAUUUGACGGAUUUCUAAAAAAGAUUUCAUCAUCUGAUUAUUCUCAUCUCCAAACUCUUAUCUAUUGUUGCAACAUAUAUAAACCUUUCAGCAUUCACUAUGAUUUUUACAAAUAUUCAAAGUAUCGAAUCGAUUAUAGUCAGACUAGUUUGGAUGACAACUCAACUCAAUAUAUAAAACUAUCAAGAAUGAAUAAUCCAGAUAAAAAAUCGAAUCAUCAUAAUGAUCACUGUAACAUUAUGUAG
Cavenderia fasciculata is the source of this 3822-nucleotide messenger RNA. RefSeq lists its product as uncharacterized. Lineage: Eukaryota; Evosea; Eumycetozoa; Acytosteliales; Cavenderiaceae. The record is from RefSeq and is a predicted model, not a curated record. The transcript has 3 exons. Bases 1 to 3822 code for a protein of 1273 amino acids.